AUGGCCCGACGCGCGACAUCCCCGCUCGAAGACUCCCAGUUGUUGAGUGAGGGCUCGACAGCCACCCCCAAGCCAGACAACCAGUCGUACUGGCCAACUAUUGGAAGCAAAGACCAGAUCCCAGGAUGGCUACGUGACAAUGACUAUAUUUUGGAAGGCCAUCCGAUGCCCACAUAUUCUUACAAACGAUCUUUACGGCUGUGGCGCUGUUUACAUAUGGAAACGAUGAACAUUUGGACCCAUAUUCUGGGCUCGAUAGCUUUCAUUACUGUUGCUUUAACCCUGAAUCAUUUUGUCUCGGUCUCAAAAGACUUCAAUUUCACCCGCGGCGAUGUGUUUGCUUUUGGAUCCUUCUUGACCUCGGCAACCAUCUGCUUUAGCCUCAGCGCGGGAUUUCACACCCUAAGAAGCCACUCUUACAACAUCCACCAUCUCUGGGGCAAAAUGGAUAUUCUUGGCAUCUGUUUCCUCGCCCUAGGAGCUGGUACCUCUAUGACAUAUUACGCAUUUUAUUGCAGACCCUUCUUCCAGCGGAUGUACUGGGGUCUCAAUCUCUUCUCGGCAAUUGGCGCUGCCAUCACUUUGUUUGACACCGGCGGUGGAGGCAAUAAGAUGAGAACUCUACGAGGAGGGGUUUUCUCCUUGCUAGCUAUCUCCGCCAUGCUGCCUAUUUUCCAAAGUGUGAUUGAGUUGGGCUGGACUCGUGCGAGUAAUGAAAUUGGGGCUGGGUGGUAUCUCGCAGAGGCACUCUCCCUCUUAACCGGAGUGAGCGUUUUUGUCUGUCGGUUCCCAGAGAGACUGAGCCCGGGCACCUUUGACAUUUGGGGUCAUUCGCAUCAGCUUUGGCAUAUGUUUGCUGUGCUUGGCAGUGCUUUCCAUGUUGUUGCUUUGCUUGCUGCAUACGAUUACCGCCGAAUGCGCAAAAUCUGUUGA
Messenger RNA from Penicillium mononematosum, 933 nucleotides. RefSeq names its product hemolysin III family protein. NCBI's taxonomy places the organism in Eukaryota, Fungi, Ascomycota, Eurotiomycetes, Eurotiales, Aspergillaceae. The coding region runs from base 1 to 933 and encodes 310 amino acids. Gene Ontology annotation, molecular function: signaling receptor activity. The record is from RefSeq and is a predicted model, not a curated record. The transcript has a single exon. Gene Ontology annotation, cellular component: membrane.